CAUCGUCAUUAUGGACAUCACUCAAGCAUUCAAAGAGGCAUGUACUGCCUUGCCCACCUCGGCUCGGGUGGUGAAAAAGCCCACUACGACAUAUCUUGAAUUGAUGAAUGCUCUCCUUAUAUUCGCCCCUCGUACGGACACAGGAUCCUCCAUAAUUUUUCAAGAUGAGUGUAACUUCGAACCAUCCCCUGACCACACACCUCAGGAAGUAUGUGCCAUCAUCGAUCGUCUUCUCGUCCUAGAAAUGGCAUGGUGGAGAGGUUCAACCCUAUCUCAAACUAUAUAUACCAAUUUACAUUUCUUCUAUCCUGAAACUUUGGGAGAAUCAUCUUCUCCUGUCGUAUCUAUCGCCUUGAGAAUUUACGUCGUUGCUUUUGUCAAAACUGUUGAAUUGGUUUGGAAUGAAAUCAGUAAGAAACAUGUGAAUGAUUCAGAAGACAUGUGGAUGGAUCAUUAUGGUAUUCCUAUUUCUUUGACUGAUCCAGUGGAAGAUAUAGUGAAUUACAUGCAAUUUGCUUUAAGCGAAUUGAACAGAGGAGAUCCAUGGGAAGAAGACGUACAUGUGAGGUUGGAGGAUAGGAUGACUCUCCUUUUAUGUUUGCAUGUAUAUGCACAAGGAAAAAUUCCACACUCUACUUUGGACCAUAUGAGAGAGCUUCUGGAUCGACCUUUACAUCUUCAAACCGAUUAUCCAAAAGAAGGUUUUGAGGAUAAUAUGCCAAGUUACAUCCGACAGAGUAUGCCAUUAUUACCCGUCCACUUACCCAGUGUAGAGGAGAGUUAUCAAGAGUUAUUUUAUAUGACACAUGACCUCAUGAGAUUGAGUCAAAUCGUUCUUAAUCCACAUGGUCUCUCCCAGAUAAUGUUUGGUUUAUCACUCGAACCUAGACCAUUACCCUUAGUAUUGUCCCUUUAUAAGUCCACGAUAGAGAAACACGUCGACGGGAAUAUCAUCAUCGAUUCACUCAUCGCUGAAGAAACUGGUCUACCCAUGUCUAUCAUUCAUCAACUAGAACUACCUCCCAACUCUGCCAAGCAGUUGAUAGUCUGGCGUGAUCUUGUCCGUGGUCUCGCAUUCUCAACUCAGAUGGUACCUAUCAUGAAUCCUUGUAGACAACGGCGGGCGCAUUCUUCCAUCUCUUUCUCAUGGUAUCAACGUGCAGCCUUCGCCGAGAUGUUCCCUCUUGAUCCCACUUUCCGUAAACUCUCCCAAUUCCUUCAUUGCAUGCGUCUCGACUGUCUUUUAAAUGCUGCAUUAGCCGCUUGGGACCUGGACUUGAUCACUCCUCGGGAAGAACGAUGCGCUUGGUGGUGGGUCGAACAAGUGACACGCGAGAGGAGUGCAUUAUCCCUCCGACCAACCUGGAGAUCGGUUUGGGCGCAAGUAUGGUUGAAUAUCUCGCGAGCUAUGCAGGCACUGCUGUCACUACCUUCCCUCACGACAACGAAGGAAUUAUCGCUGGAAGAAUUCUGUUUAAGAUACAAAUGGGCACGUAAACGACCCUUGACUGUCACCGGAGUUAAGGUCUAUUCAGGACUCUUUCCGCGUUACCGAUCAUGGCAAGGAAGCAAGCGACAAUGGGAUAGUUUUUCUGAGAUGGAAGUCAGGCAGAUGGCAAUUGAGAACUUUGGGGAUGCACUGCGAGCUCUCGAAACAUUGUUGAGGCAACUUCAGGGAUCAGCCAUCUUGACGCUAGUCGGCGCUGCAUGA
Molecule: messenger RNA, 1711 nt
Organism: Tremella mesenterica DSM 1558
Lineage: Eukaryota; Fungi; Basidiomycota; Tremellomycetes; Tremellales; Tremellaceae
Exons: 11
Coding region: 11-1711 (566 amino acids)
Biological process (GO): N-terminal peptidyl-methionine acetylation
Cellular component (GO): NatC complex
Source: RefSeq, a predicted model, not a curated record